This is a messenger RNA of Trichobilharzia regenti, 5362 nucleotides long. The record is from the annotation of a GenBank genome assembly. NCBI's taxonomy places the organism in Eukaryota, Metazoa, Platyhelminthes, Trematoda, Strigeidida, Schistosomatidae.
CGAAGAUCUGGAACCUCUACCUCAAAAUAAAGAAGCAAGCUCAAAGAAAUCACUGGUUUAUACUAACUCGUAAUCAGGAUAUUGGAUAUUGGAUAACAUACUGAAAUCGAACUUUAGCACUAUUAUAAACUUAUUCGUUACAGUUUGUGUUUGUUGUUCGCUUUCAUCUUUACAAUGAUAUGUGAUUUUCGAAAUGUUGGAAAAUAAUGUAGAUCCAGCGAAUGCGGAUAUUAUUUCCAAGUAUCUUAAUCCUAAGGCGUCGGAGAAUCCUGUCGAUAUAUCCGAUGACCCAGAUAUCAAGGAUUCUGAAAAUAGGGAUUAUUUUGGCUUUUACCAUCCCAAUGGUUUGACAAAAAAGGAGAGGAUUGUUGAAGAUAAAUAUCGUAAAAAUGAUAUUCGUCGUGUUGAUAAAUGGCUUAAAAUGAUUCACAAGUGGGAAGAAGUCGAUUCCUUAUGGAAUCGUAUGUACAGGAAUGGUCGAGCCUCAGAGAAGCUAACCCGACGAAUUUUCAAGGGAAUCCCUGAUCGAUUUCGUGUGACUGUUUGGCCUCUCCUCCUUUGUGUAGCAGAUGCUAAGAAUAGAAAUAAGGAUAUUUAUACAAAAAUGCUAAAUCAAGCGCUUUCUUCAUCACGUUCCCUAAAUCAAAUUGACUUGGAUGUCAAUAGAACGUUUCGAAAUACAAUUUACUUUCGUGAUCGUUAUGGUCCACGACAAUGUGCAUUGUUUCGUGUUCUAGCCGCCUAUUCAGUGUACAACGCAGAUGUUGGUUACUGUCAGGGGAUGAGUGAAUUGGCUGGUUUAUUUCUUAUUUAUAUUGAAGAUGAAGAAGAUGCAUUUUGGGCAUUGAAUCAAUUGAUGACCGGUUAUCGACAUAAUAUGCAUAGUGUAUAUGUUGCUGAUUUCCCUGGACUCAAACGUCUGUUUGCUCAUCAUGAACGGAUUGUACGAAAAUUACUGCCUAUCUUAGAUAAACAUUUCACUAAACAUGAUAUGUUAACUAGUACAUAUGCACUGAAAUGGUAUAUGCAGUGUUUUUUAGAUCGGUUACCUGUCACAUUGGUACUUCGAUUAUGGGAUAUAUACUUGUUAGAAGGUGAAAAGUUACUUUUAGCUAUGGCGUAUAAUAUACUGAAAAUGCAUAACAAAAGAUUAUUACUUAUGGAUCAAAUGCAGAUGACAUCAUUUUUUCAAGAUGAAUUAGCUAAAGACUUCAUGUUCGAUGAUGAUGAUGUUAUUGAUUCAUUGAAGGAUUGUUUAGAACUACUGCAUAAGAAUAAACUGGAUACACCUCCACCAUUAACAUCUGAUAUGCUACCGAAACGACUUGGUGUUGGGUAUACACCUGAUCAAGUUUGGCGUAAUCGUAAUGAUACACUAACGGCAAAUAAUAGUAAUAAUACACCGACACUGACAAAACAGACUAUCACAGACUAUACUCCGCCUAUAAAACCUCCAUUGAAAGAUCAUUCAAGUUAUAAUGGAAAAUUGCGGUCUCGAGUCUCUCCAUCCCAGAUGCCUAAAACGAUAUCAGUUAAUCCAAUAACCUCUUCAAUGAGUCCAGUCAGUCUAUCAUCUGUCUUAUCAAAAUCAUCAAAUUAUUCGCCUAGUCUAGCGACAUCAGCUUCAAUAAUAACUGCUGCUGCAAUGAAAACUGGUGGUGGUGGUGGUCGACGUUACAAUAUAUCAACUAGUCAACUCUCUACAAAGUCUACAAAUAAUCCUAGUUACAUAUAUGUAAGUAAUCAAAAUAUGAAAAUGAAUCAAGUUCUCCCGUCGAAAUCUGAAUUGCCCUAUUCACCGACAUAUAGCAGCAGUAGUAGCGGUGUACUUAGUGGUGGUGGUGGUGGUGGUAGUGGGGGUUAUGCAUCAGCUGAAAAUCGAUUAAGAAUUGCAUCGAAUAUGUACAGUCCAUCACAGACAACAACACCAACAGCAACAACAAGAGGUCAGUCUUAUCGAAGUUCACAAGAUGAAAGUUAUGCAACUACAAGUGGUCGUCAUUAUCGUACACCGAUGAAAUUACCCACUGCAAACUCUAAUGAUUAUAAAAUUAUACGUCGAUAUGAAUUAAAUAAUGAUAAUGUUAUGCUGGUAUCUAUUACACCAAGAAAGCCUACAGGGGAAGAGGAGCAGGAGGAGAACCCAUCUGCAGUCCCUGUAAUGUAUAAAUCCUAUCAUCCACCGAAUAAAUCAAGAUUUACACGGAAUAAAGAAAUUAGUAUACAUCGUCAAAGUGCUGCAUAUGAUGACAAGGUAACCAGACGACCUGAAUUGCCUAGCACCUUAAUAACAACACCAACAACAACAAAAACAGCAACACUAACUCCACAGAUGGCAACAUCACGUCUAGGUCGAUGGACAAGUGAACAAAUUGUAUCAUAUGAUACAACCAAUCGUCCACCUUCAACUACCAGUUCUGAAAUCAGUAUUGAACAACAACAACAACAACCUUGGCAAAAACGUGAAGCUUCCCCGUCGAAAUAUGAUCACCAGUCGAAUAUGAUAACAAAAUCACCAAUCCUUAUAUCAUCACGUACAUCUACUAUCAAAAAUAUCACCUCUUCUUAUGAUGCUGGUAUCAAUAAACUCAGCGAUGAGAAAUCAGCUCAACUACCACUACCGCUGACAACAGAAAUUUGGAUUGCUGGCAAUAACACUGUUGUUGCAGCCAAUCAUAAUAACCGAAAUCAACGGAUGAAUACAGCAGUGCAUUCACCAGUCAGUCCAGAUUUAUCUACUGGUUCUCAAGACACUAAAUAUUCUAAUACUAUAUUCACUUCUUCGUCAUCAUUGUCACCAAAUUCUAAAAGAGUUCAAAUUAUCCGUGUAUCAGAUGAUUUAGACAAUACGAAAAAGAAUAAUAGUAGUAAUAAUAAUAAUAACAACAACAGCAGAAGAGAUCCAAGUUGUUAUCGUUCUGGUAUUACUAUUAAGAAACCUUAUUAUGAAUCUAUGCAACCUGUAAAUGAUUAUGUACGUCGGAUACCGUCUACACCUAGAUCGAAUAUUAUCAUGAAGCCAACAGAAAUACUAAUGCCAGAACCGAAACCAGUCUCAAAAUCUCUCAAUAAAAAAUUGGUAACAAUUCAAUCGUCAAAUUGAAACCGAAUGAUACUAUUCUCCGUCCCUGCCGUCCCCCUCUCUCUUCUGUUAUUCGACAUACCAUCAUAAAUUCACUAUAAUAUUUACGCUACAAUUUCUUCACCUUUGAGAUUUUGACUCACUCAUGAACAAAGCUGCUUAUAUAUAUAUAUAUAUGUAUGUAUACAACAACAUAGUGAAAUAUUUGCUCAUUUACUAUUAUGAUUACUUAUUUACUUAUUUAUGAUAAGCGUAUUGUGAUUUCUAACAUUUUAUAAAAUGGCUUUUUGUCCCACUGUACUCUCCUCCUACCUGCUACCGCCAUCAAGAACAGAGAGAAGACUAGAAAAUUAGUGAUGCGCUUAAAACAAAUAUGCACUGGAAACGCAUUACUUCAUAUAUAUUUAUAUACAAAUAUCUUUAUUCUUGUGAUAUAUUUAUUCGUAGGACUGUCGACCUCCCACCCCCCGUCUCCCUUCACCGUAUAUUUUUUCAACAAGUCUCAAAUUUCCUUACUCCCUAUUUUUUCAUGUUGGUUAUUCUUGUUAUCCGUGGAUCUCUAUUAUCUAGCCAGCUGCCAGCAAUCAAUCAUAAAAUUGUAAUUUUAGUUAUCAAAACCUUCUUUUGUUUUGAUUAUGUGAUUAUCUUUUUAUAUAUAUUUAUUUAUUUAUUUACAGUUAUUUACUAUGAGGAAAUUGUGUUUUCGCUUCUUAUUUCUUAUCUUGCCGUUAUGAUAACAACAAGAACUACCACUAGUACUGUUACGUAAUAACGACACUUGCUGUUCCUUCUAUUUUCUACUAAUUAGCAUUCUGGAUAGGUGGAUACUUACUUACAUGGAUAAAUAGAUUAGACAUUGGGUUUUUCCCUCCUUGUUUCGUGUCUUGAUCUUGUCAAGUCUAUGGAGCAUAUUUUUAUUCCCGUAUAGAUAUCCUCUUUUUUCUUCCCUUUUCGCAUACUUAGAAGAGAUAGCAGAAUUUUGGUGGAGUGAAAAUCAGAAUUAUUGUUCCGUGCCCGCCCCCCUCCGCCCGAAUGAUGCAUUAUCUUUCAUCUAAUUCUACCUGUAGAGUAGUGUUUUGUUUAACAGUGUUCGGUUAUGUGUGUAUUUAUUUAUCUCUUGUGAUGUAUUAUUAUAUAUAUAUAUAUAUGUUGUUUCUGUGGGAGGUCCUUUCACGAGCGGUUCUCCCUCUCCUCCUCUUCAUCCUUCUCCUUCUUACCCUGAAUGGUUUGUCUUCUGUUUUGUGAACUUUCAUCGUCUAUAUAUAUAUAUAUACACACACACUACUGUAUGACUUCUGUAUACAUUUUGUUUUCGAUAUCCUUUGUGAUUUUUCAGAAACCGUAGAGGUAGUUGCCUUCAUUAAUGAGGCAUAGUUAGUUAGUCAGUUGGUUAAUGGUCAUCAUGUUGUACUGAUUUUUGUUAUCAUUGUAAUCUUUGUCAAUUUCUUCAGAUCUCCAUCCUGUCUCACUCUUUCGUCGACCCCUCCUCUUCCAGUUCCUUUUGUACAACCACUUUGUUUAGUACAGUUUUUGUUUUCAUUGUCUUAUGUUGUAUUGUGUGUGGACAUUUAUGUACACACAUGCUCACACAUACACACACACACAUACAAACAUUUGGUCUUUUUUUUUCCUAUUCGCAUUUGUUAUUGCUUUAUAUUUACAAUAAGAAAGAGAAGAUUAUUAAUGACUGAAAAAUUCUGUCUAGUUAUGUAAUAACAAUGAGUGGGCAGUGUUCUCUUCAGUUUUGUUUUCUCUGUCUCCGUGAGAGUGUGAAAUUUAAUCUUCACUCUUCAUUUGUGUUAACUUUAGGAUUUCGUUUAUCAAAUCGUUCAGUCUAUGAGUCAAUCAUUCAUUUAUUCAUUAUUAUUACUUGAAGUUAAAAAGGUGUAUGUGUGGCAUUUGUUUAUGAAUAAGUAUUAUUACCAUUAUUAUUAUUAUUAUUACCAUUAAUACGUAUUCCUCUUCCUCCUGUUAAUCUUCUCAAUGAUAUGGUGGACAUUAACGUUCUGUGUGCUCUCUCUCCCUCUUGCCCUCUGUCUCCUUGAAUCAUUCAUUGUAAUGUAAUCUUCCUUCCAUAUCUUACUAUUAUUAUUAGUAGUAGUAUUAUUAUGUAUAUGUGAGUGGAGUGAGUGUGAGUGACUCAUAAAACAGGCUGUAUUAUGCAAAAGGCACAUCUUUUAUUGCUUACUACUAUGACUAUUAUUACUACGUCUUACGUAAUCUAAUCUCUUUGUAAUGAUAUAAAAAAGUGUGUAAAAUCAGAUGAAUUUGAUUUAUUUU